Molecule: messenger RNA, 2207 nt
Organism: Prinia subflava (tawny-flanked prinia)
Lineage: Eukaryota; Metazoa; Chordata; Aves; Passeriformes; Cisticolidae
Gene: PML
Product: PML nuclear body scaffold
Exons: 8
Coding region: 133-1812 (559 amino acids)
Biological process (GO): protein monoubiquitination
Cellular component (GO): PML body
Molecular function (GO): ubiquitin protein ligase activity; zinc ion binding
Source: RefSeq, a predicted model, not a curated record
CGCUGUCCCCUCGGGUGACACCUCGGGGACAGUUCCCGGCGGGAUGGGAGCUCCGGGAUCCCCCCGCGGUCCCGGCCCGGCUCUGGCGACACUGGCGGCUCCCGGAGAGGUGGCGUUGUCGCCAGAGCGGGGAUGGGGACAGGAAGGAGGAGCGCGGGCGCUUCCUGGUGGCUCCGUCAUGUGACAAAGGCGCAGGAGCGGCUCCGAUCCCGACUCCCGGCCCGGCCGCCCGCAGCCGCGCCCAUGCCCGAGAGCCCCGCCGAGCCCCCGCCGGCCGCGCCAGGUGGAGACGGAACCACGGACGGACCCGCGGACGGAACCGAGGCCCGGCCGGAGCCGGGCCCCGCCGCGGGCACCCCGCCGCCGCCCUCCCGGGAGGAAGAGGAGGAUGAGGAUGAGGAUUUCCAUUUCCUGCUGUGCGAGGGCUGCGGGCAGGACUCUGCGCACCCGCGGCUGCUGCGCUGCCUGCACACGCUGUGCCCCGCCUGCCUGAGCGACACCAAGCAGUGCCCGCUGUGCCAGGCGGCCGCGGGCGCGCCGGCCGUGGACAACCUGCUCUUCUGCAACCUGCGCAGCCGCCUGCAGGUGUGGAGGCAGAUCCGGAGCCCCCGCGGGCCCGGCUGCAGCCGCUGCCGCGCCGAGGCGGCGCUGGUGUGGUGCUCGGACUGCGAGGAGUUCUUCUGCGGAGGCUGCUUCGAGGAGCACCAGUGGUGGCACAAGAAGAAGGAGCACCGGUUCCGCAGGGUGGAGGAGCUGCGGGCGGGCUCCGUGCGGCAGUUCCUGGAGGACACCAAGGCCUCCUGCAGCCUCUUCUGCUCCAGCGCCAGCCACCCCGGGGAGAGCCGCGUGUGCAGCAUUUACUGUCCCCGCUGCGAGCGGGCUCUCUGCUGCCCGUGCGCGCUGCUGGACACGGCCCACGCUCCGUUCCGUGACCUGCGCGCCGAGAGCCAGCGGCGGCGGGACGAGCUGCGCUCGCUGCGCCGGGACCUGCGGCGGCUCCGCGGCUCCUUCGAGGCGGCGCUGGCGCGGCUGCGGGGCGAGGCGGCGCGGCGGGACGAGCAGCGGCAGCGACUGCGGGAGCGCGUCCGCGCCAGCGCCGAGCGCCUGCUGGAGCUGGUGCGCGGCGAGGCCGAGGAGCUGCAGGCGCUGCUGGAGGCGCGGCCGGAGCGCGGCCCCGCCGGGCUGGCCGAGGAGCUGCGCGGCGCCGAGGGCGCGCUGCUGCGGCUGGAGGCGGCCGAGCGGCUGGUGGAGCGGCUGGGGCGCUACGGCGGCGAGCAGGAGCUGAUGGACAUGCAGCCCUUCGUGCGCGCCGCGCUGCUGGAGCUGCGCCGCCUGCGCCCGCCGGAGCCGCCGCGCCUGCCCGAGCCCGCGCACUUCGCGCAGUGCCGGGCGCGGCUGCGGGCGCUGGUGGAGCGCGUCACCGGCAGGGAGGAUGUCCCCGAGGUCGAGGUGGCCCUGGAGAACAACCUGGAAGAGGAUCAGUUCCAUCCCAAAAUCCAGAGCGUCUCCCACGGCCUGGAGGAGAUCCACGUGGACCAGCCUGUCCCGCUGCCCCGCUGCAAGCGACCGCUCCCCUGCAUGGAGAGGGGCAGCCAGAUGUCCCCCAAGAUCCUGAAGCUGGAAUGUGAGCAGGAGGCGGGCCCCAGCCGGCCCGGAUCCCGCUGGGAAUUCUGCACGGAGCCCGGCCCCUCCGCGCCACGGCAGGACCGCGCUGGGGACACAGAGGGCGGCAGCAUCAUCAUCUGCAGCUCAGACGACAGUGACGAGGACACCGUGGUGGUGACAGUGACACCAGAGCCGCCGCCCUGCUGAUGGCUCAUCCCGGAAUUCCUGCCCUCCCGUUCCCAGAUUUCCGCUCGGGGCCUGCUCUUCUUGGCCAUUCCCACAUUUAUUCCAGACUGAGCUCCUGGUGCUCCAAACCCUGCCUGGAUCUGCUGGGAUCUCCCCUCGGAGGAUUCCUGGGAAUGAUGUUCUCAAAUCCCGUCCGGGUUCAUCCCAAAGUAAAAUUUGGGAUGGGAUCUGGGAUCUGUUCCCAAGCCUGCCCAAAGGUGGGGGAGAUGGUCCCAAGGGUGGGAUCUCCCUUCAGCACCUGGAGCAGGGAAUUCCUUAGGAUUGGGAUUGGGAUCGGUUUUCCAGUGUAAUGAGGGAUUAAAAUCCCGGGUUUUUUAUGCCUCCCCUCAAUAAAGCCAUUCUGGGAUAAAAUUCCA